AUGGCGAAAACGCUCAAAGAUCUCCUCACCGAAACAAAGAAAGCAGAGGAAGCUCAGCCUCUCGCUCCGGUGCCGGCGGUAAUUGAGAACUCCGCAGACAAGGACGUCUCGCCGGAGAAGCUGAGCCUCGCUCCGGUAUCUGAAGAAUCGCCUGAGACAAAGACGGCGGAGAAAGAUUCCGACUAUUUGAAGAAUGAAGGUUCAAAUUCAAGUGUGAAUUCAACGGAUUCCUUACUGUUUGAAAGUUCGAAUUCAUGCGAGAAAGAAAGUUCGAAUUCAUGCGAGAAAGAAAGUUCGAAUUCAUGCGAGAAAGAAAAUUCAAAUUCAUGCGAGAAAGAAAGUUCAAUCACCUCUGAUUCAAUUCCGACGGAGAUGGCGAGCUCCGAGAAGUGUAUGGAAUCUUUGGAAAAUGUCAAUGCACCGAGACUGAACGAAAUGCGUGAGAAGCAGCCGGCGAAGAAGUCGGCGAAGUUCCAGUGCGACGACAACGUUUCGGAUAGUGUGAGCGUGGCGAAGCCAGGGGUGCUGAAGCCGUGUCCAAGUGUGGGAGCGAGCCUUGAGAACUUUGAACUUUGGAAGGUUGAAGGUUCGCCGAAGAUGCGAUCCAACGGUGGUGGUAGUACGGCAGAGGGCACAGCGAUGGUGGAGGAGGCAUGGGAGAGACUCAAGAAGUCCUACGUGUACUUCAAAGGCAAGCCGGUGGGCACUCUUGCAGCUAUGGAUCCAAUGGCCGAAGAUUUGAACUACAAUCAGGUGUUUGUGAGAGAUUUUGUACCUACUGGUUUGGCCUGCCUGAUGCAAAAAGACCCUGAACUAGAUAUUGUAAAGAAUUUCCUCCUAAAGACCCUCCACCUCCAAGGUUGGGAGAAGAGGAUUGAUAAUUUUACACUUGGAGAAGGUGUUAUGCCUGCAAGUUUUAAGAUUCUCUUUGAUCAAUAUCGUGGGAAGGAAACUUUAGUUGCAGAUUUUGGUGGCAGCGCAAUUGGAAGAGUUGCUCCUGUCGAUUCUGGGUUCUGGUGGAUCAUUUUACUGAGAUCAUACACCAAAUGCACUCGUGACCAUACACUGGCAGAGCUUCCUGAGGUGCAGAAGGGAAUGAAACUAAUUCUCAACCUAUGCUUGUCAGAUGGCUUUGACACAUUCCCGACACUUCUCUGUGCAGAUGGCUGUAGCAUGAUUGAUAGGAGGAUGGGGAUUUAUGGUUAUCCAAUUGAGAUUCAGUCACUUUUCUACUUCGCAUUGAGGUGUGCAAGGCAACUGUUGAAGCCAGAGCUUGGUGGUAAGGAACUUCUUAAGCGGAUAGAUAAGCGCAUCACAGCUCUAAGCUUUCACAUUCAGAAGUAUUACUGGCUUGAUUUUGCACAGCUAAACAACAUAUACCGCUACAAAACCGAGGAGUAUUCCCAUACUGCAGUCAACAAGUUUAAUGUGAUUCCAGAAUCCAUCCCUGACUGGGUUUUUGAUUUCAUGCCGUUGAGAGGAGGGUAUUUGAUUGGCAAUGUUAGCCCAGCUCGGAUGGACUUCAGGUGGUUUUUAGUUGGGAAUUGUAUUGCCAUCCUUAGUUCCCUAGCAACACCUGAGCAAGCUACAGCUAUUAUGGACUUGAUUGAGGAGCGGUGGGAGGACUUGAUCGGGGAGAUGCCUCUGAAAAUUGUAUACCCAGCAUUAGAGGGACAUGAGUGGAGGACUGUCACGGGGUUUGAUCCAAAGAACACAAGAUGGAGUUAUCACAAUGGUGGCUCUUGGCCAACACUGCUGUGGUUGCUUACUGCAGCAUGUAUCAAGACGGGGAGGCCUCAGACUGCUAAGAGAGCAAUUGAACAGGUGGAGCAGAGGCUCUCAAAGGACGGGUGGCCAGAAUACUAUGACGGCAAGGCAGGGAGAUAUAUCGGGAAGCAAGCGAGGAAGUACCAGACUUGGAGCAUCUCCGGAUAUCUGUUAGCUAAACUGAUGAUCGAGAACCCAGCCAAUCUUUCACUCAUCUCUCUUGAAGAGGACAAGAAGAUAGCCAAGCCAAGGCUCACCCGCUCCGCUUCCUUUUGAGUCAAACCAGUGGCAGCAGCAUACAUGAUGCAUUACAGGUUCUUUUGAUAGAUAUCGGUUUUGUUGAAUAAUUUCUAUACUUGGUGUACGUUAAGUGUUUCGAAGGCCAAUGGCACAAAGUUGUGAUGGCAGAUUAAGAGGGCGACAGAGUCUGCUGAAGGUUGUGUUAAAGACUUCAUCUUUGGAUAAAAAAGGCAACCUGAAAGAGAAAUUGAGAAGCUGGCCCUUAACAGUGCAAAGGAACAUCCUUAGUUAAAUAGGCAGUUAACAAUGUAUUGAGAAUGAUUCUACUGUUCUUGUUAGUUUUAUGUGGUGAUAUUUGGACCUUAUGUGGUGAUAUUUCAUGUCUUGUUUCAUUUCAUGUACUGCUGAGAUAAAACCAAAUUCAGUAUGGAUAUG
Molecule: messenger RNA, 2442 nt
Organism: Prunus persica (peach)
Lineage: Eukaryota; Viridiplantae; Streptophyta; Magnoliopsida; Rosales; Rosaceae
Product: probable alkaline/neutral invertase F
Exons: 6
Coding region: 1-2043 (680 amino acids)
Biological process (GO): sucrose catabolic process
Molecular function (GO): endo-alpha-N-acetylgalactosaminidase activity; sucrose alpha-glucosidase activity
Source: RefSeq, a predicted model, not a curated record